GAUUUUAUUUUUAAUAACUGUAGUUGUGGUUUGUGGAAAGUAAGAAUAAAAUAUAAUAAUCCCUUAUUUCAUUAUAACAUAAAAAUGUCUUCAAUUACUCAGAUAUGUCGUCUGAGUAAUUACGUGGUAGGAAGCUAUAAAACUGUUUUACACACAAGGACGAACUGGUUAAACAGUAUACAAGUAUGUACUUACACUAAGAAAUCAGCUGAAGAGAAAUUGGGUAUAGAAAAACCUAAGAGGCCGUUAACACCUUUUUUUAAAUUUAUGGCCCAAAUGAGGCCAGCACUGUUAGCUAAAAAUCCUGGCAUCACAUCUAAAGAGUCUAUUGCAUGGAUGUCGAAACACUGGCAACAACUUGAUAGUGAGACAAAAGCGCAAAUGGUAAAAGAAUAUGAAAAAGAUCAGGAGGAUUAUAAAAAGAUAAAGGAAUUAUAUGAAGCAUCAUUGACGGAGCAACAAAAGGAAGAUAUAAAGAGACUUAAAGCAGAAAUGACUGUAGCCAAGGAGAAAAGAAAACUAAAAGCUGAAUUAAAAGAAAUGGGAAAACCAAAGAAACCAAUGUCUUCCUACUUUCUUUUCACACAAACAAAAAAAGAUCUCCUCCAAGGUAAUAAUAUGAAAGAGUACCAAGAACAGAUGAAAAAGGAUUGGUUAAAGUUGUCUGAAAGUGAAAGAGUAAAGUAUGAAAAACAAGCUCAACUGCUAAUGGAUAAAUACAAAAAAGAUCUAGAAGCUUGGGAAAUGAAAAUGGUUGCAAUUGGACGUACAGAUUUAGUACGUCAGAAGCCAACACGGCAACCAAGGAAGUCGAAAGCUGUAAAGGGACAAUAGGAAUUCGGGUGCUCUGACGAAUUUAUUGACUUCAAAGAAAUUGAUAAAGAAAAUGUUGAUUUUAAAAGCAUCAAGAAACAAACCAAUAGUGAAACACAAGGUUUGACACAAAGUGAGGUGUCAAAUGAUUUUUAUAACCAAACGCAUAGUCCUUCCAAACCAGAAAAAUUGAUCAAAAAUCAACAAUUGAAACAGAAUUAUGUUUCA
This is a messenger RNA of Papilio machaon (common yellow swallowtail), 1041 nucleotides long. It is a transcript of the gene TFAM, whose product is annotated as transcription factor A, mitochondrial. The transcript has 5 exons. Lineage: Eukaryota; Metazoa; Arthropoda; Insecta; Lepidoptera; Papilionidae. Gene Ontology annotation, molecular function: transcription cis-regulatory region binding. The record is from RefSeq and is a predicted model, not a curated record. The coding region runs from base 85 to 834 and encodes 249 amino acids.